Messenger RNA from Cercospora beticola, 1794 nucleotides. RefSeq lists its product as uncharacterized. The record is from RefSeq and is a predicted model, not a curated record. Gene Ontology annotation, molecular function: CoA-ligase activity. Lineage: Eukaryota; Fungi; Ascomycota; Dothideomycetes; Mycosphaerellales; Mycosphaerellaceae.
CCGAGGGUUAGUCGCGUGCAUCGACUCGAGCGUAGGUAUGGCAAGGUGAGUGGCGCUCUCUUUGCUAUCAAUUCCUCACAAGUGCUUCCAUCAUUUCUUGUGCUACCAUACAACACGAUGCCCGUCUUUCCUAGCUUACAGCAAGAUAUCCUCUUGCCUCGCGAUAUCACGACCUGGGAAUGGCUGUUUGAGAGCACUACAUACUCACCAGUCUUGCGAUUUCCGAAAGAACAACAAGCAGGCUUCACCGACGCGAUCUCGAAAGAGCGAUUGAGCUGGCAAGAUGUCAAGGACACCGCGACCUGGUUGUCGACUGCACUGGUUAAGAAGUAUGGCUUGAAAGAAGGCGAGACAGUAUCCCUCUUCUCAGCAAACACAAUAUGGUACCCAGUUGCGAUGCACGCUACGCUGCGCGUGGGCGGCAAAGUGAGCGGUGCCAGUCCAGCGUACAAUGAGGAGGAAAUGACCUAUGCUCUGCAAAAGGCGGACGCGAAGUUCCUCAUGACACACAAGGACAGCAUGGAGGUCGCGAUCAAGAGCGCGAAGAAUGCAGGCGUGCCCAAGGAGAACAUCUUCCUAUUGGAGGGUGAGAUGGAUGGGUUCAAAAACAUCAAGACGUUGAUCCAGGAGGGCAAACAGCUCGGCGAACCAGUACCAGUCUGGCGCAUACCGGCCGGGAAGACCAACUUCGAUAUUUGCGGAUUCUUGUCCUUCUCAUCGGGAACAACGGGGUUGCCAAAGGCUGUGAUGAUCGCUCAUCAGAAUGUUAUUGCUCAAUGUCUCCAAGUCAUGAGCAUCACACCAAGCGACCACAAGCGCGUACUGGCAGUUCUUCCGUCUUUCCACAUCACUGGCCUCGUACACGUUCUUCACCUGCCACUCCUCAUCAAUGCAGAGGUCUUCUUCUUACCAGCCUUUACAAUGGAAGCCAUGCUCAACACCGUCACCGAAUACAAGAUCCCAGAACUCCUUCUCGUCCCUCCGAUCCUCAUCAGAAUGGUUCGCGACCCAAUCGUGAAGAAGUACGACCUCAGCUGCAUCCAGCGCUUCUCCUCCGGCGCCGCUCCCCUCAGCGAAGAAAUUCUCGUCCUGCUCAAAAAGCAGUUCCCGCAAGCCGGCUUCAAGCAAGGCUACGGCAUGACGGAAAGCUGCAGCUGUAUCACCGCACAUCCUCCCUGGUACUACGACUUUAAGUACGCUCACACAGUCGGCACUAUUUGCGCCAGCACAACAGUCAAAAUUGUCAAAGAAGACGGCACAGAAUGCGACAUCGGCGAACCUGGCGAAAUUUGUGCCAAAGGACCACAAAUCGUCAUGGGCUAUCUGAACAAUGACAAAGCUACUAAGGAGACCUUCGAUGAACAAGGAUACUUGCAUACUGGCGACCAAGGCAAAAUCGACGAGAAUGGUCUCAUCACUAUCGUCGACCGCAUCAAGGAACUCAUCAAAGUUAAAGGCAUUGGUGUCGCGCCUGCCGAGCUCGAAGAUUUGCUCCUCGGCCACGACAAAGUCGAAGAUGUCGCCGUGCUGGGUAUCCAAGACGACUACUCCGGCGAAGUUCCAAAGGCAUAUAUUGUGCCACAAAGCGGAUCGACCGCCAGCCAGGAACUGGGACGAGAGCUGUUGAAGUAUGUGAAAGAUAACAAGGUGAGGUACAAGGCUGUGAAAGAAAUCGAAUUCAUCGAAGCCAUUCCAAAGAGUGCUUCUGGAAAAAUUCUGCGAAGAAUCCUGAGAGAUCAGGCGAAGAAGGGAGCACAAGGUGUCGUGGUUCGAGAAGAGAGACCGAAGAUCUGA